Diutina rugosa is the source of this 342-nucleotide messenger RNA. RefSeq names its product Med22p (gene MED22). Gene Ontology annotation, cellular component: mediator complex. The coding region runs from base 1 to 342 and encodes 113 amino acids. Gene Ontology annotation, molecular function: transcription coregulator activity. The record is from RefSeq and is a predicted model, not a curated record. Lineage: Eukaryota; Fungi; Ascomycota; Pichiomycetes; Serinales; Debaryomycetaceae. Gene Ontology annotation, biological process: regulation of transcription by RNA polymerase II. The transcript has a single exon.
AUGAAGCCUCAAUCCAUAACCUUGCUUAAGAAGAUUGACAGCGAUGUUGAACAGAUACUCAAUACAUUUUUGAACAUUUUUGAGAUCCUGCACAGCGCCGACAAGAACCGUGAACAGCUCGCCGUCGAACUGUUGACUAUUGAACUGGAUGCUCUCAAUAUCAUCAGAUUAUGUGAAGAUCUACUUAAUAUAUCACGUGGUCUCAAAGAACAGUGGGUGUUGGGAUCGAUGAAGGUUGACGCAGCCCCGUCAGCUGAUGACGUUGACACUGACAAAGUGUUUUGUCAGUUUAAUGCAUUGACCGAAGCGAUCAGUAAGUUUGCCAAACCCGAAGAGGCAUAA